AAUGCCACGGCUGCGCAAGGAUCAAAGUCACGCAUUCAUCAAGUGGUUGCUCAAACCAUGGGUUUUGGACAAAAACAUGAUGCAACCAUGGAUAUACCAUUGGAUACAAUGAAUGAUAAGAAGAAAAAGGAAAAGGAACUUGCACUUUGGGAGGCAGAUCUGAAAAGGAGGGAACAAGAACUUAAACGAAGGGAAGAUGCUGUUGCUAGUGCUGGUGUCCCUUCAGAUGAUAAGAACUGGCCUCGGUCUUUUCCAAUUAUUCAUCAUGAUAUAGCCAAUGAAAUUCCUGUUCAUGCUCAGAGAUUGCAGUAUCUGGCCUUUGCGAGUUGGUUAGGUAUAGCUCUUUGUCUAGUAUAUAAUGUUAUUGCUGUGACUGUUUGUUGGAUUAGAGGUGGAGGUGUAAAAAUUUUUUUCCUGGCAACAAUAUAUGCUUUACUUGGAUGCCCUCUUUCUUAUGUCUUGUGGUAUAGGCCACUCUAUCAUGCUAUGAGGACAGACAGUGCUUUGAGAUUUGGUUGGUUUUUCAUGUUCUACUUGCUUCACAUUGGCUUUUGCAUUUUUGCUGCUAUUGCUCCUCCUAUUGUGUUUCAUGGGAAGUCACUG
Molecule: messenger RNA, 603 nt
Organism: Thlaspi arvense
Lineage: Eukaryota; Viridiplantae; Streptophyta; Magnoliopsida; Brassicales; Brassicaceae
Source: the annotation of a GenBank genome assembly